AAAUCAGAAAGGAGCGAUAUGAUAACAUUCGAUGAUGCCAUUGGGGGUUUAAACAUAUAUAAAUGAACAUGUAAGACCGAGAGCAGUAGUAUUUCUUAUCGAGUACAAUGAAGUCUGCUCUGAUCUAUGUUACUGCACUGGUCGCAGUUGCGGUGGUCCAAGGACAACCAGAACAGUCGACCACUGCCGCCAACCAUGGCGAGGAACAGUCGUCAGCCACCAUCCCGGCUGUGAUAACAUUGGUGGCGGCGUCGUACACGGAAGAAGACGAGGAUACCAUUUGUGUCCAGGCAGACAACAAGUUCUACUUGUACGCCAAUUCACUGAAGCUGUAUUCUUGCUACCACCUACUACCGAAGGUUUACGUGGUGAAACCAAAGAGUCUGUGUAAACCAGUCCUGUCAGACUGUCCCAAGAACUAGGAAUAUUGCAAGUGUGUCGGCUCAUCCUGGAGGAGCUGACUCGUCUGGGAUUGAGUGAAGACCAGAUGGCUGUGCUGCUGACUGAAGACAUCAACAAUUUUCACAGAAAGAAGUAAAUUCCAAAAGUGUAGAACUUACCCCUUUCACUAGCAAGAGAAACCGGUGGAAUCAAUAUCUCUUGUUUUGUGAUAGUUUCUGAUUGCUUCAAGAUUUGCAAUAAAUCAGUUUUACAACCAGGCUAGAAACUGAGUGGAAAAAUUAUUAAUUAAAACAUGGUUCUGCCUGUUGUAUCUUUCUGUUGGCCUUGUAAUAGUUUUAUUCUGACACAAUACAACUGUUCUUUCAUGUCGUCAA
Messenger RNA from Schistocerca nitens (vagrant locust), 776 nucleotides. RefSeq lists its product as uncharacterized. The record is from RefSeq and is a predicted model, not a curated record. NCBI's taxonomy places the organism in Eukaryota, Metazoa, Arthropoda, Insecta, Orthoptera, Acrididae. The transcript has 3 exons. Bases 108 to 422 code for a protein of 104 amino acids.